This is a messenger RNA of Meloidogyne enterolobii, 492 nucleotides long. Lineage: Eukaryota; Metazoa; Nematoda; Chromadorea; Rhabditida; Meloidogynidae. The record is from the annotation of a GenBank genome assembly.
AUGAUUAAUAAUACUAAUAAAUUAAUUAAAAUAAUUAAUUUAAUUAUUUAUUUAAUUUUAUCAAAGUCUAUUAAAGUAUUUAGUGUAUCUUUAGACUUGUCAACAAUGGGUUGUGAUGGAAAUUGUAUUCAAGAAAUGGGAAAAUUAAUUGAAGUAACCCCAACUUCUUCAAUAUUAUAUAGUAAUGAACAAGCAUUUAUGAGCAAAUUCUUUAAAAAUGUUUGCAAUUCAUAUCGUGAAGUAGAUGAAUGUUUAUUACGUUGUGAGUCUAAAAGUAAACAAGUUGCUGAUCUUAAAACAGCUUAUGCUGGGUUACAAUUUGUCUGUAAACAAAGAAAAGAAGGGGUUAAACAUUGUUCUAUUCAAAUUAAUCGUUCACAAGAAACAACAAUUUUAUUUACAAAUGCAAUUAUUUCUCGUGAAUUUCAUUCAAUGCAAAUGCGUUUUAGUGCUCUCUGCAGGGAUCUUUCUUCUGUCAUUCGUUGCAUGUAA